AUGCCUGUGACGGGCCAUCCCUGAGCGCAGACAGACCUCCUGCUGACCCUUGGUGGUGACCGAGACAGUGACCCGGAGCCAGCCCGGACCCAAGCGCCAUGUCAGGAUCCACACAGCCCGUGGCACAGACCUGGAGGGCCACAGAGCCCCGCUACCCGCCCCAUGGCAUCUCCUACCCAGUGCAGAUCCGGUCCCACACGGACGUUGGGCUGCUCGAGUACCAGCACCACCCCCGGGACUACGCCUCACACCUGCCCCCCGGCUCCCUCAUCCAGCCCCAGCGGCGGAGGCCCUCGCUGCUGUCCGAGUUCCAGCCUGGGAACGAGCGGUCCCAGGAGCUGCACCUGAGGCCCGAGUCCCACUCGUACCUACCCGAGCUGGGCAAGGCUGACCUGGAGUUCAUGGAGAGCAAGAGGCCACGCCUGGAGCUGAUGCCUGACCCCCUGCUGCGCCCAUCACCUCUACUGGCCACAGGCCAACCCGGAGCGUCUGAGGACCUCCCCAAGGACCGCAACCUGGCGGGCAAGUUGGAGCCCGUGUCCCCGCCCAGCCCCCCGCACGGCGAUGGUGAGCUGCAGCUGCUGCCCCCGCGGCUGUCCAAGGAGGAGCUGAUCCAGAGCAUGGACCGCGUGGACCGCGAAAUCACCAUGGUGGAGCAGCAGAUCUCCAAGCUGAAGAAGAAGCAGCAACAGUUGGAGGAGGAGGCCGCCAAGCCGCCGGAGCCGGAGAAGCCCGUGUCGCCGCCGCCCAUUGAGUCGAAGCACCGCAGUCUGGUGCAGAUCAUCUACGAUGAGAACCGGAAGAAGGCAGAGGCGGCCCAUCGGAUCCUGGAAGGCCUGGGGCCCCAGGUGGAGCUGCCGCUGUAUAAUCAGCCCUCUGACACCCGGCAGUACCACGAGAACAUCAAGAUAAACCAGGCCAUGCGCAAGAAGCUGAUCCUGUACUUCAAGCGGAGGAACCACGCGCGCAAGCAGUGGGAGCAGAAGUUCUGCCAGCGCUAUGACCAGCUCAUGGAGGCCUGGGAGAAGAAGGUGGAGCGCAUUGAAAACAAUCCGCGGCGCCGUGCAAAGGAGAGCAAGGUGCGGGAGUACUACGAGAAGCAGUUCCCGGAGAUCCGCAAGCAGCGAGAGCUGCAGGAGCGUAUGCAGAGGGUGGGGCAGCGCGGCAGCGGGCUCUCAAUGUCGGCUGCCCGCAGCGAGCACGAGGUGUCAGAGAUCAUCGAUGGCCUGUCGGAGCAGGAGAACCUGGAGAAGCAGAUGCGGCAGCUGGCUGUCGUCCCGCCCAUGCUCUACGAUGCUGACCAGCAGCGCAUCAAGUUCAUCAACAUGAACGGGCUCGUGGACGACCCCAUGAAGGUGUACAAGGACCGCCAGGUCAUGAACGUGUGGAGCGAGCAGGAGAAGGAGACCUUCCGGGAGAAAUUUAUGCAGCACCCCAAGAACUUCGGCCUGAUUGCCUCGUUCCUGGAGAGAAAGACGGUGGCUGAGUGCGUCCUCUACUACUACCUGACCAAGAAGAACGAGAACUACAAGAGCCUGGUGAGGCGGAGCUACCGGCGCCGCGGCAAGAGCCAGCAGCAGCAGCCCCCUCCGCCCCCGCGCAGCAGCCAGGAGGAGAAAGAAGAGAAGGACAAGGAGGCUGAGAAGGAGGAGGAGAAGCCGGACGUGGAGAACAGCAAGGAGGAGCUCAGCAAGGAGAAGACGGACGACACCUCCGGGGAGGACAAUGAUGAGAAGGAAGCCGUGGCCUCCAAGGGCCGCAAAACCGCCAAUAGCCAGGGCCGGCGCAAGGGCCGCAUCACACGCUCCAUGGCCAACGAGGCCAACAAUGACGAGGCCGUCACCCCGCAGCAGAGUGCCGAGCUGGCUUCUCUGGAGAUGAACGAGAGCUCGCGGUGGACGGAGGAGGAGAUGGAGACCGCCAAGAGAGGCCUCCUGGAGCACGGCCGGAACUGGUCAGCCAUCGCCCGCAUGGUGGGCUCCAAGACCGUGUCGCAGUGUAAGAACUUUUACUUCAACUACAAGAAGCGGCAGAACCUGGACGACAUCCUGCGGCAGCACAAGCUGAAGAUGGAGAAGGAGAGGAACGCACGGAGGAAGAAGAAGAAAGCGCCAGCUACAGCCAGUGAGGAGGCCGCCUUCCCACCCGUGGUGGAAGACGAGGAGAUGGAGGCGUCGGGUGCCAGCGGGAACGAGGAGGAGAUGGCUGAGGAGGUGGAAGCCUUGCCGGCCCCCGGGAACGAGGUCCCCAGAGGGGAAUGCAGUGGCCCAGCCACUGUCAACCACAGCUCGGACACAGAGAGUGUCCCCUCCCCACGGGCCGCUGAUGCUGCCAAGGAGCCGGGGCCCAGUGGACCCAAGACCCUGCCUGCCCCGGGCCCCGACGGACCUCCCGCCCCACCGCGCACACCACCGCCAGAGGAUCCCCCUGCCCCUGCGGAGUCUGCCCUGGGCCCUGAGGCCAGCGGCGCCCCCACAUCCCCAGCGGCCCCCUCGUCGCCUGCUGCAUCUGCUUCCCCUCUGGUCCCCAAGGAGGAGGAGGAGGCCGUGGCAGUCACGAUGCCCCUAGCUGAGGAUGGGGAGGAGCAGAAGCCCACGGCUGGGGAGCUGGCCGAGGACCCUGUGAAGAUGGAGGAGUCUGGGGCCACCCCCGAGGAGCUGGCCAAGAGCGAGGGCACCCAGGAUGCGGACACAGUGGACAACGCUGAGGGGACGCCCGAGGGCCUGCUCAAGGCCGAGAAGAAGGAGAGCACCGUGGGCAAAGCCCCUGCCCCCAAGGGCUCGGGCACCCCCCAGGACAGCGACUCCAGCGCCACUUGCAGCGCCGAUGAGGUCGACGAGCCAGAGGGAGGUGACAAAAGCAGGCUGCUGUCCCCUAGGCCGAGCCUCCUCACCCCAGCUGGUGACCCCAGGGCCAGUGCUUCACCCCAGAAACCAUUGGACCUGAAGCAGCUGAAGCAGCGUGCAGCUGCCAUCCCGCCCAUCGUUGCCAAGGCCCACGAACCCCCCCGGGAGGAUGCGGCAGCCCCUCAGCUGGCUCCCGCUGCCCCGCCACCCCCGCAGCACCUGCAGUCCGAGGGCGACGCCUCCCAGCAGCUUGGCAGCAGCCCACGGGGCAAAAGCAGGAGCCCCGCACCCCCCGGCGAGAAGGAAGCAGAGAAGCCCACGUUCUUCCCAGCCUUUACGGCCGAGGGCCAGAAGCUGCCUGCAGAGCCGCCUUGCUGGCCGGUGGGCCUGCCCUUCCCUGUGCCCCCGCGCGAGGUGAUCAAGGCCUCUCCUCAUGCCACGGACCCCUCUGCCUUCUCCUACGCGUCCUCUGGCCACCCGCUGCCCCUGGGCAUGCAUGACGGCGCCCGGCCCGGCCCCCCACGCCCACCCACCAUCUCCAACCCGCCACCCCUCAUCUCUUCCACCAAGCACCCUGGAGUCCUUGAGCGGCAGAUGGGGGCCACCUCCCAGGGGAUGUCGGUGCAGCUUCACGUCCCCUACUCUGAACACGCCAAGGCCCCGGUGGGCCCCGUCACCAUGGGGCUGCCCCUCAGCAUGGACCCCAAGAAGCUGGCGCCCUUCAGUGGAGUGAAGCAGGAGCAGCUGUCCCCCCGGGCCCAGGCCGGGCCCCCCGAAAGCCUGGGUGUGCCUAUGGCCCAAGAGACGUCUGUGCUACGAGGGACGGCUCUGGGCUCCGUGCCCAGUGGCAGCAUCACCCGGGGCAUCCCCAGCACGCGAGUGCCCCCUGAGAGCCCUGGCACCUACCGAGGCUCCAUCACUCAUGGCACCCCAGCUGACGUGCUGUACAAGGGCACCAUCACCAGGAUUGUGGGGGAGGACAGCCCUGGCCGCCUGGACCGGGCCCGUGAGGACGGCCUGCCCAAGGGCCACGUCAUCUACGAGGGCAAGAAGGGCCACGUGCUGUCCUAUGAGGGUGCCGUGUCCGUGUCCCUGUGCUCCAAGGAGGACGGCAGGAGCGGCUCCGGACCGGCCCACGAGCCCACGGCGCCCAAGCGCACCUACGACAUGAUGGAGGGCCGCGUGGGCAGGGCCAUCGCCUCUGCUGGCAUUGAGGGUCUCAUGGGCCGCGCCAUCCCCGCCGAGCGCCACAGCCCCCACCACCUGAAAGAGCAGCACCACUUGCGCGGCUCCAUCACACAAGGCAUCCCACGCUCCUUUGUGGAGGCCCAGGAGGACUACCUGCGGCGCGAGGCCAAGCUGCUGAAGCGGGAGGGCUCUCCGCCACCCCCUCGUGACCUGGCCGAGGCCUUCCAGGGCCGGUCCCUGGACGCCCUGGGCCCUUUGAAGCAGAAGCCGGCCCAUGAGGGCCUGGUGGCCACGGUGAAGGAGGCUGGCCGCUCCGUGCACGAGAUCCCUCGUGAGGAACUGCGGCGCACGCCCGAGCUGCCCCUGGCACCGCGGCCACUCAAGGAGGGCUCCAUCACCCAGGGCACCCCGCUGAAGUAUGACACGGGCGCAUCCUCCGCCAGCGCCAAGAAGCACGACGUGCGCUCCAUCAUCGGCAGCCCCGGCCGCACCUUCCCACCCGUGCUCCCACUCGAUGUGGUAGCCGACACCCGGGCACUUGAGCGUGUCUGCUACGAGGACAGCCUCAAGGGCCGGCCAGGGGCCUCAGGGGGCUCCAUCACCCGCGGGGCCCCUGUCGUGGUUCCUGAGCUGGGUAAACCGAGGCAGAGCCCGCUAACCUAUGAGGACCAUGCUGCGUCCUUUGCCAGCCACCUGCCAAGAGGCUCCCCUGUGACCACGCGGGAGCCCACGCCGCGCCUGCAGGAGCCCAGCCUCCUGUCCAGUAAGACGUCCCAGGAUCGGAAGCUCACGUCCACGCCCCGCGAGGUCGCCAAGUCCCCGCACAGCGUGGUGCCUGAGCUGCACCCGCACCCCGUCUCCCCCUACGAGCACCUGCUGCGCGGUGUCGGCGGCGUGGACCUCUACCGCGGCCACAUCCCACUGGCCUUCGACCCCACCUCCAUUUCCCGGGGCAUCCCACUCGACGCAGCCGCUGCCUACUACCUGCCCCGGCACCUGGCCCCCAACCCCACGUACCCACACCUGUAUCCGCCAUACCUCAUCCGCGGCUACCCCGACACGGCAGCACUGGAGAACCGCCAGACCAUCAUCAACGACUACAUCACUUCACAGCAGAUGCACCACAACGCUGCCACCGCCAUGGCCCAGCGCGCCGACAUGCUCCGCGGCCUGUCGCCCCGCGAGUCAUCCCUGGCGCUCAACUAUGCCGCUGGCCCGCGAGGCAUCAUUGACCUGUCCCAAGUGCCACACCUGCCUGUGCUGGUGCCCCCGACACCCAGCGCCCCUGCCGCCGCCGUGGACCGCCUCGCCUACCUCCCUGCCGCGCCCCAGCCCUUCGGUAGCCGCCACAGCAGCUCCCCACUGUCACCAGGAGGCCCCACGCACUUGACAAAACCCACGGCCCUGUCCUCGGCAGAGCGGGACAGGGACCGGGAGCGGGAGCGAGACAAGUCCAUCCUCACGUCGACCAGCACCGUGGAGCACGCACCCAUCUGGAGACCCGGUACAGAGCAGGGCAGUGGUGGCAGCGGCGGCAGUGGGCCCGGGAGCAGCAGUAGCCGCCCUGCCAGCCACACCCACGCGCACCAGCACUCGCCCAUCUCACCCCGUACCCAGGACGCCCUGCAGCAGAGGCCCAGCGUGCUUCACAACACGGGCUCGAAGGGCACCGUCACCUCUGUGGAGCCCAGCACGCCCACGGUCCUGAGGUCCACCUCCACCUCCUCUCCUGUCCGCCUGGCUGCCGCAUUCCCACCCACAACCCACUGCCCUCUGGGCAGCACCCUGGAUGGGGUCUACCCCCUCGCACCCCACCACGCCAGCCCGGACCCACCGGCACCCGCCUCGGCCUCCGACCCGCACCGGGGAAAGACUCAAAGUAAACCCUUUUCCAUCCAGGGACUGGAGCUCCGUUCUCUGGGUUACCAUGGCUACAGCCCAGAAGGGGUGGAGCCCAUCAGCCCAGUGAGCUCCCCCAGCCUGACCCACGACAAGGGGCUCCCCAAGCACCUGGAGGAGCUAGACAAGGGCCACCUGGAGGGGGAGCUGCGGCACAAACAGCCAGGCCCCGGGAAGCUCGGAGGGGAAGCUGCCCACCUCCCGCACCUGCGGCCGCUGCCCGAGAGCCAGCCCGUGUCUACCCCGCUGCUGCAGACGGCCUCAGGGGUCAAAGGUCACCAGCGGGUGGUCACCUUGGCACAGCACAUCAGUGAGGUCAUCACGCAGGACUACACUCGGCACCACCCCCAGCAGCUUGGCUCGCCGCUGCCCGCACCACUCUACUCCUUCCCUGGAGCCAGCUGCCCGGUGCUGGACCUCCGCCGCCCGCCUGGUGACCUCUACCUCCCACCCCCUGAGCUCAGCACCACGGCCCGAGGCUCCCCGCUCAGCGAGGGGGGCAAGAGGUCUCCAGAACCGAGCAAGACAUCGGUCCUAGGAGGCGGCGAGGAUGGCAUUGAGCCCGUGUCCCCACCAGAGAGCAUGACAGAGCCCGGGCACCCCCGGAGUGCCAUGUACCCACUGCUGUACCGGGAUGGGGAUCAGGCAGAGCCCAGGAUGGGUUCCAAGUCCCCAGGCAGCACCAGCCAGCCGCCCGCCUUCUUCAGCAAGCUGACCGAGAGCAACUCCGCCAUGGUCAAGUCCAAGAAGCAGGAGAUCAACAAGAAGCUCAACACCCACAGCCGGACGGAGCCAGAAUACAAUAUCAGCCAGCCUGGGACAGAGAUCUUCAACAUGCCGGCCAUCACCGGAGCAGGCCUAAUGACCUGUAGAAGCCAGGCGGUGCCGGAGCAGGCCAGCACCAACAUGGGGCUGGAGGCCAUAAUUAGAAAGGCGCUCAUGGGUAAAUAUGAUCAGCGGCGAGGUGGGAAGACCAAGGUCUCUGGCAGACCCAGCAGCCGAAAAGCCAAGUCCCCAGCCCCAGGCCUGGCAUCCGGGGACCGGCCACCCUCCGUGUCCUCGGUGCACUCCGAGGGGGACUGCAACCGCCGGACGCCGCUCACCAACCGUGUGUGGGAGGACCGGCCCUCGUCCGCAGGCUCCACCCCGUUCCCCUACAACCCGCUGAUCAUGCGGCUGCAGGCGGGCGUCAUGGCCUCACCGCCUCCACCCGGCCUCCCCGUGGGCAGUGGGGCCCUCUCCGCCCACCAUGCCUGGGAGGAGGAGCCCAAGCCGCUUCUCUGCGCGCAGUACGAGACGCUGUCGGACAGCGAGUGACCGCCAGGUCCCAGCAUGGGAGCGGCCCGGAGAGGAGGAGCCCCGAGUCUGCCUGCCGCGUGCGUGCAUCUGUCCGUCCGUCUGUCCGUCCGGAGCGGCGUCCUUGCCUGUCUAAAGCCUUAACUCCAACUCCCACCCGGGCUGGCCCUGUGCAGUGACCUUUCUCAGGGGAUGUUCACCUGGUGCUCGGGAGGGAGGGAGGGCGCACGGCGGGCAGCCGGGACGAGACAGGACGAGAACCACCUCCACGCCACCUCCUCCCCAAAGCAUCUGGAACCAAAGUCUAAUCCGAGCUCCAGCCCCCGACCCCCGCUCCGCCUCCUGCCCCGCUUAGUGCUCUGGACAGAUGGACACGGGCCUCGUCCCACCUCUAGGGCUCUUGUCGCGGUCCCUGGGCCGCCCAGCUGCGCUUCUUCACUCGCACGGUGGUGCAGCGGUGGGAGAAGAGGCAGGCGGUGUAAAUGGUGUAUUGGUUUACAGGGUAUAUUUUUGAUACCUUCAAUGAAUUAAUUCAGAUGUUUUACGCAAGGAAGGACUCACCCAGUAUUAUUGCUGCUCUGUCUCCCACCCGCUGACGUCCAGGGGCCUGUGCGGCCGUCGGGGCCGGGGCCACCUGCUCACAGCCCCCGCCUCUCCCUCCCCCUUCCUUGGGCAGAAUGAGUUGGAUGCAUAUUCUGUGGCCGCCACCUGCGGAUGGCGGUGGCAUUCUGUCAUUUACACACGUUGUUGUAAUUAAAAGCAAAUUAUACUCAAGUCACCAAGAUUUCUUCUCUG
Fukomys damarensis (Damara mole-rat) is the source of this 8024-nucleotide messenger RNA. It is a transcript of the gene Ncor2, whose product is annotated as nuclear receptor corepressor 2. Gene Ontology annotation, biological process: negative regulation of transcription by RNA polymerase II. Gene Ontology annotation, molecular function: transcription corepressor activity. The transcript is spliced from 48 exons. NCBI's taxonomy places the organism in Eukaryota, Metazoa, Chordata, Mammalia, Rodentia, Bathyergidae. The record is from RefSeq and is a predicted model, not a curated record. The coding region runs from base 99 to 7250 and encodes 2383 amino acids.